AUGAACAGGCAUAACUGUUGGAUUUGUAAGAAAUGCAGAGAUGAAUCUAAGAGGCUCCCUUCAAACCUUACUCUGGAAGAAGUGUUAGAAUGGGCCCAAUCUUUGGAAAAGUUGAUGGCUACAAAAUAUGGCCCAGGAGUUUAUGCAACAUACUUAAAAAUGGAGCGCAGUGAUGAGAAUAUUAAAUUCUGGAUGGCAUGUGAAACCUACAAGAAAAUUGCUUCACGAUGGGGUAGAAUUUCCAAAGCAAAGAAACUUUACAAGCUGUAUAUCCAGCCGCAGUCCCCCAGAGAGAUUAACAUUGACAGCUCAACUAGAGAAACUAUCAUCAGGAACAUUCAAGAACCCACUCAGACAUGCUUUGAAGAAGCUCAAAAAAUCGUAUAUAUGCAUAUGGAGAUGGAUUCCUACCCCAGAUUUAUCAAGUCAGAUAUGUACCAGAAACUUCUGAAAGCUAUUCAGUCCAAAAACUCUUAA
Jaculus jaculus (lesser Egyptian jerboa) is the source of this 477-nucleotide messenger RNA. RefSeq names its product regulator of G protein signaling 13 (gene Rgs13). Bases 1 to 477 code for a protein of 158 amino acids. The record is from RefSeq and is a predicted model, not a curated record. The transcript is spliced from 4 exons. NCBI's taxonomy places the organism in Eukaryota, Metazoa, Chordata, Mammalia, Rodentia, Dipodidae.